AGUGCACAUGCUUGUAGAAAUCUGGAAACAGAUUUGUUUCAAUUCAGUAGAAAGAUUUUUAUGACAGAUUUUUUUUUCUUUUAAGUUGAAAGAUUUAAAGGAAAAAGCAGAUAAAAAUGGUGGUGAUUGAACCAGUAGAAUCGAAUUCAAUUGGGGAAAAAGUGGAAAAUACGAAUGAAAAAGUUCUUCCUAAGACAAAGCCGCCGGUAGUAAAAAGAGACGAAUCGACGACGACGUCGUCGCUGGCGGCUUCUUCAUCGUCAUCAUCGGCGGCGAGGAUCGUGGAAGAGUCAACAUCGCAUGGUAAUACUGCAGUUGGAGACGCCUCCGAUGGGUUCGAAACUGCCAGCGAAGCUGACCUCAACGACGACGAAGACGAUCUCGUGGGGGAGGAACAGCGAACGGAAGAAGCUGAAAAGGAAGAAGCUAAAGAGGGAAACAGGGAGGAGGGUCUAGUAGGCUCCAAGGAGAGGGACAAUGCUAAUGAUCAGCAUCAGGAGCAGCAAGUGGAUUUGAAUCAGGAGCAGAUUAUUGAGAAAGCAUUAGCAGAAGCAAAUGAUGCAAAACUUGAAGGCAAUACAUUGUUUAAGGAUGGUCAGUAUGAAGAGGCAUUGUCUAAGUAUGAUAUUGCUUUACAAGCUGUGUCUAGUAUACCAGAAUCUGUUGAACUACGCUCAGUAUGCCAUGCAAAUCGUGCUGCGUGUUAUUCCAAAAUGAAAAAAUUUGAGGAUACAAUUAAAGAAUGCACAAAAGCAUUGGAGCUAAACGCUAGCUACAUAAAAGUUUUGCUUAGAAGAGCAGAGGCACAUGAAAUGUUGGAACAUUUCGAAGAAGCCAUUGCAGAUAUAACAAAAGUUUUGGAAGUUGACCCAUCACAUGACCAAGCUAGAAGACAGAUUGUUCGCUUAAAGCCAUUGGCAGAUGAAAAGCGUGAAAAGAUGAAGGAAGAAAUGAUUGGGAAGCUGAAGGAAAUGGGAAAUUCCCUUUUGGGUCGAUUUGGAAUGAGUGUUGACAAUUUCAAAGCUGUCAAAGAUCCAAACACUGGUUCAUAUUCUGUUUCAUUUCAGCGCUAGUAUGGAUAUCCUGUACAAACGUCAAUAUAUACUCUCUUAGUUUCUGGCGCCAUGGAUCAGAGGGACAAAACGUUGAUGAAGGGUAUUGUGUCACAAUGCUGCUUUCCGGCAUAUGAUUAUGUUUGUACAUUUGACUCUAUUUAAAAAAAUGUUGGAAGAUAUUUGGGCAUGACAUAGAUGUGUCAAUGUUUGAGUUUACUGGAAUUUGUUCAUACUUGUUGCUUGUCAUUAGUCCUUUUAGUUUCUCCUGGCGACUGGGUGGAGUUUUCAUGUCUUUGGUACUGUGUUGGAGAGCAUCUUAAGAUGCAAUAUAAUUUAUAUUAUCAAUUCCUAUCUUUGCCA
Messenger RNA from Coffea arabica (coffee), 1415 nucleotides. The record is from RefSeq and is a predicted model, not a curated record. Lineage: Eukaryota; Viridiplantae; Streptophyta; Magnoliopsida; Gentianales; Rubiaceae.